CCCCCGCUGGGGCUGUCCGGCGGCGGCGGCCCUUUGUUCGCCGGAGGAGAAGAUGCCCCCCCCCCCGCUGCGCCAGGCCCAUAAAACCCGCCGGCUGGCGCAGAGCGGAGCGUGACUCUUGCAGGGUGCCACCAUGAGCCUCCUCCCGGGCACGCCGCCGCUGCUGCUGCUGCUGCUGCUGCUGACCCUCGCCGGGCCGGGCCGGGCCGCGGCGCCCCCUCGCCCCUCCAAGCCCCUCUUGCCCCUCCAGCCCGAGUCGGACCCCCUCCCCUCCAAGGGGGUGGCAGGUUGUUCAUUCGGGGGCAGGUUCUAUGCCCUGGAGGAUACUUGGCAUCCGGACCUGGGCGAGCCCUUCGGCGUGAUGCACUGCGUCGUGUGCUACUGCGAACCGCAGAGGAAUCGCCGUGGGAAGCCGACGGGCAAAGUCAGCUGCAAGAACAUUAAGCAUGACUGUCCCACCCCACCGUGUGUGGAUACUAUCUUGCUGCCAGGACACUGUUGCAGAACUUGUCCAAAGGCUGCCCUUGGCAUCCCAGAAAAGAGACCCGCUGAGCCUCUUUUUGACAACUUCGAGUAUUUCCAGGAUAAAGAGGAUGAUUUGCACAGGAACUACAAUGACCGGGCUUAUCUCAGCUCUGAAGACUUGGCGCGGGACGACAGCCGCACAGAUUUUGUGGCCCUGCUGACCAGUGGCUCGGAGCCAUGGGUACCUGCGAGCAGCGCGGUGGCGAAAGCCCGGUUCUCUCUCGUCCGCUCUUCCCUGCUCUUCUCCAUCAACUACGAGAGCAAGACUAGGAACGGGACGGUGACGCGCUGCCUCUCGCUGGCAGUCUUCAAGCAGCAGGUACACAUUCCAAACCGCUGUGAGGCGGGGGGCCUCCGGUUGGCCCCUGAAGAUGCGCAGGAGGAGAGGCCAAGUGAGCCCGUCACCAAGAGCCCUGAAGAGUUGAAGAAAGACCCCAAUGCCUGCUUCUUUGAAGGACAGUAUCGCGCUCACGGCUCCCGCUGGGCCCCAGACUACGACAGGAAAUGCUCCGUUUGCAGUUGCCAGAAGCGCACCGUCAUCUGUGACCCGGUCCUGUGCCAGCCCCUCAACUGCUCCCAGCCAGUUCACCUGGAGGACCAAUGCUGCCCUGUGUGUGAAGAGAAGAAGGAAAUCCUAGAAGGGCAGAGAGCUGAGAAGGCCCGGGAUAGCAGUGAAGGUUGUUACUUUGACGGUGACAAGACGUGGCGAGGGGCAGGCACCCGCUGGCACCCCGUGGUCCCCCCUUUCGGCCUCAUCAAAUGCGCCGUUUGCACGUGCAAGGGAGCCACCGGGGAAGUUCACUGCGAGAAGGUGCAGUGCCCGCGCCUGACCUGCAGCAACCCCAUCCGCGCCAGCCCGUCUGACUGCUGCAAGCAGUGCCCAGCCUCAGAGCAGAGUUCCGUCGCGCUGUCAGACAUGAUGCAGGCUGACGGACCCAGAGCUUGCCGGUUUGGGCGCCAGUGGUACAUGCACAACGAGAGCUGGCACCCCACAGUGCCCCCUUUCGGGGAGAUGAAAUGCAUCACCUGCUGGUGUGUGUCUGGGGAAACGCACUGCCAGCGCCAGGAAUGCUCCCCGGCCUCUUGCUCCAGAGAAGGAAGAACAGAGGACGCCUGCUGCUCUAAGUGCCAAGUGCCAGAAGACCUUCCCAAAGAAGCUCCAGAGAUACUCCAAGAAGAGGCUGAGAAUUCCUGGAGACGCUAGCUGGCCGGCUGGAGCCGGGAAGCCGGCGUGGCACCGCCAAGGCACCCAAAGAGCCGGAAGCCAGGACCCUUUGCGGCCGGCACCGGGCAGGGCUUUCCCAAAGCUGCCCGUGUUUUGUUGGCUUGUUAAGGACAACAGGAGGGUGCCUUCUGAUACCGCUCUAGAGUGGCAGUCCCAGCUACUCUAUCAUAUCUGCAUCUGUCAGCAUAGAAGCAGCAGGAGGACUCAGCCAGACGACGGUUUCCCUGGAUUCGGGAGGCGCUCUUGGAGUCUGCGGAUUGGCUCCCUGCGUGUUGCUAGUGGGGGACACGUAGCCCAGUUUGGCGCAGAGCAAUAAACCCCUCGAAGGGGUCCGAUCUUGGACACUGCCGGACCCAGCGGUGUAGACGUGUGCAGUAUAAAUACAAGCUAAGCGUACAAAUAUCCCCACCCCCAUUCCAUCCCACCCGAAGUGGCUCAGUCAUCUUCACCUCUUCUGGGACAAUUGCACCGCUGUGCCUUUCGCUUGCCGGAUGCCCCGCCCCCCAAGAAAUGGGCAAUGCCCCCCCGACUAGGCUGUAUAUAAUGUAAAAUUGCCCUUCGCUAGCAACAUUUCCGGGGGUUGGGGGUUGUCUUGUUUGUUUCGGUAAGGAGCUAGUUGUUCUUGUUUGUACUUUGUCCGGGUUGGUUGUGUAAUUUAUGGUUCUGGAGAGCAAGGUCCGUUUCCCCUGCUCUUCUCCAAGCGGAAGGAUUAAGAACGGGAGAUGCUGUAUUUAUUUUUUAAAAGCCGUUGAAGAAAAACGAAACA
Molecule: messenger RNA, 2516 nt
Organism: Sphaerodactylus townsendi
Lineage: Eukaryota; Metazoa; Chordata; Lepidosauria; Squamata; Sphaerodactylidae
Gene: CHRD
Product: chordin
Exons: 14
Coding region: 134-1729 (531 amino acids)
Molecular function (GO): protein binding
Source: RefSeq, a predicted model, not a curated record